AUGUUUGCCGCAUUGCCCCGACCGCGGUACACUGGUGAUGAGGAGGAGCAGAAACAGUCGCAAUUGCAAGUCGCCAAGCGCAGCGGCAUCCCUCCAUACGGCCAGCGCAACAACUGGCGUCCUCGCGGCAACGAGGACUUUGGAGAUGGAGGCGCUUACCCUGAAGUCGCGGUCGCUCAAUACCCUCUGGACAUGGGCAGGAAACACGCAUCCUCGUCGAAUGCCCUGACCUUGAGCGUCAAUGCUGAAGGUCAGGUUGACUACACCGCUAUCGCCAAGCGCGGCCACGCAGAGAACAGAAUCGUGCAUGCUUCCUUCAAGGACCUGAUUCCGCUCAGACACCAAGCGAAUGCCGGCGAGAUCUCUCUUGCGCGUCCCGACGAGGAAACUGUUGCAGAGACUAAGAGGAAGACAGAAUUGGCUCUUGCAACUCUGGUCGCUGGAGCGAGUGCUGCCCAGCGUCCCAAGAACGUCAAGGGUGUCGAAAAGAGAGAAGCCUCAUACGUCCGUUACACACCCGCCAACCAGAUGGGCAACGACAACUCCAAAAAGGGUGACCGCAUCAUGAAAAUCAUGUCCCGCCAGAUCGAUCCCAUGGAACCUCCAAAGUUCAAGGCGAAGAAAAUUCCCGGAAGACCCCCAUCACCUCCUCCUCCGGUCAUGCACUCUCCACCCCGCAAACUCACCGCCGAGGACCAGGAAGCCUGGCGCAUUCCUCCCACCGUUUCAAAUUGGAAGAACCCCAAGGGUUACACGGUGCCCCUGGACAAGAGAUUGGCCGCAGAUGGACGAGGCCUACAAGACGUCACCAUCAACGACAAAUUCGCUUCCUUCGCUGAAGCCCUACAGACCGCCGACCGUCAUGCCCGCGAGGAAGUGAAAUCCAGAGCAUUGAUGCAACAACGCCUCGCCGAAAAGGAAAAAGAACAGAAGGAGGAAAAUCUACGCUUGCUCGCCCAAAAAGCCCGCGAGGAGAAAUCCGCUGCUGCAAGGAAACCCUCUGCUCGCGACGACUCGCGCAGCAGAAGCCGAAGCCGAAGCAUCGACAGCUACGAUUCCCGCUCCUCCCGCUCUCCCUCCGAAGAUGAAACCGAACACGACCGUUUGGCUCGCGAAAAGCAACGUCAAGAGCGCCGCCGCGACGCCCAACGCGAAAUGCGUCAGAAAAACAUGGGCCACGAACGUCGCAUGCAAGCACUCGCUCGCUCCCAGAACCGCGACAUUAGUGAAAAAGUGGCUCUGGGGUUGGCAAAACCAACACAAUCCAAGGAAACAAUGUACGAUUCGCGCUUGUUCAACCAGAGCUCUGGGUUUGCAGCUGGAUUCAACGAAGAUCAAGCUUACGACAAACCUCUUUUUGCGGAUCGAGAGGCAUUAAAUUCCAUCUAUCGUCCUCAACUUGAUGCAGAUGAUGGCGAUGAUGGCGGCGAGACUUUGGAUGCCAUUCAGAAGACGUCGAGAUUCGAGACGUUGGGUAAAGCGCCUAAAGAGGGCAUGAAGUCUGCCAGGACUGCUGAGCAAAGAGAAGGACCCGUCAUGUUUGAACGCGACAAUGGGGAUCCGUUUGGCGUGGAGCAGAUGAUUGCUGAUGCGCAAAACAAAAAGGGAGGGGAAGCAGCCGCGGGUAGUGCGUCGGUGACUGGACAGGGGGUCAAGAGAUAUGGGCUUAAUGAAGGUGGUGGCGAGCAGGAAGAGAGAGGGAGUAAGAGAGCUAGGAUUGAGGAUGAUGAUGAGUAA
Aureobasidium namibiae CBS 147.97 is the source of this 1737-nucleotide messenger RNA. RefSeq lists its product as uncharacterized. Bases 1 to 1737 code for a protein of 578 amino acids. Gene Ontology annotation, cellular component: spliceosomal complex. Gene Ontology annotation, biological process: mRNA splicing, via spliceosome. The record is from RefSeq and is a predicted model, not a curated record. Lineage: Eukaryota; Fungi; Ascomycota; Dothideomycetes; Dothideales; Saccotheciaceae. The transcript is spliced from 2 exons.